AUGAACACCCACCUCGACCAUGAAGGCAAGAUAUCCCUGUGCGAAUCUGCCAGAUUAAUCCUCCGGGCCGCCCACCGGCUGCGAUCACACCACCUGGACGGCGACGCGUACCACAUCCUCAACACGCCCGGCUCAGGCUUCGUGGACAUGCGCUGCCUCGUCUACGCCGACCACAACGCGGACGGCAUGAUCUGA
Fonsecaea erecta is the source of this 195-nucleotide messenger RNA. RefSeq lists its product as hypothetical. The transcript has 2 exons. Bases 1 to 195 code for a protein of 64 amino acids. Lineage: Eukaryota; Fungi; Ascomycota; Eurotiomycetes; Chaetothyriales; Herpotrichiellaceae. The record is from RefSeq and is a predicted model, not a curated record.